AUGGAUGCCGACAGUCUACAAAACUUUGCCUUGCCUGUCCAGCCCAUCCAGUUCCCUGCCUACGGCGCCAACAGCGACGGUCAAGGAGGGCCACAACAAGAUGACACUGCCGCAGCUGCUGCCGCUGCGGUGGGAUACGCCCCUGCCGACCCGGUCGAUGUGAAUACUCAAGCCUUUGAGAUGAAUGGAGGAGCAUCUACGAUUCAGCCACGAGGACAGAGCAAUAGUGAUGCUAUGGACAGCUUGAAUGCGAACAAUGCCACCCCAACACCAGCGUCACGCAGUCCACACCAGACCCGUAGUUCUGUGACUCUCCAAACAGCCUCGACUCCCUCACAGAAUGGAAGCAUCUCGACACCACAAGUCCAAGAUACUCCGAUGGACCCAGCCAUCACUGAUUUUCAAGAUCAGGGCCAAGCACAACAAGAGUUUAUCUCGGAAGACCAGAAUCUAAGCCAACCUGCGCAGGAUAGUAAUCUCGUCUGGAAGAACGCAUCGUCCGCCUAUCCGAAUGGCACUCCCACCGUCAACCGAGCUUCUCAAGCAAGACAAUCGCAAUCGCAAACCCAGGUCUACAACACACCACACGGUCUGGUAUCGUCUGAUCCAUGGUCGUCGGAGGCCCCCAACACGCAGCAGCAAGUGGACACACCUGAUGGCACUACCAACGACAACACCAACACCAACACCAACAUCGGCCCAGAGACCAACCUCGACCCAGCCAUUGCAGCAAAUCCAUUCAGCGACACGUUCCCCCUAAUCCCAAACCCUCCAGACCUCGAUGCCUGGCGCGAGAAACUGUUCAACAUCAAAGAACCACUAGUCCUCUCAGAAGAAGAGUACCUGACCUACUUCCCGCACGUUGACAAUGUCUAUUCUCACCGCUCGACCCAGAAGUACAAGCGCAAACCUUUCGUCAGCCACUACUGGGAUUGUCGUCUCAAGGGCCGACCAAGUGGGACACCCAAGAGCGACGACCCAAACAAGAAGAAGCGCAAGCGCCAGGCACGCGAGCGGGAUCUGUGCGAUGUGAAGAUCAAAGUUACCGAGUACUUCAGCACAGAGGAGGCGCGCAAGCUGGGCAUGACUGCGAUCGGAGACACCAGCGGCACCACCACAUCACUGGCAAACUCGACUACCGACCCAGCCUUGUUGGCUGUCUCAGGCACGGACAUGGAGGGCAGUGUUGGCGGAAGCGUGGGCGGUAGCGAACUCACCAUCGUUCUCGAGGACGGGGUCAACGGCAGCAGCGCCGGCACGUCCAUAAACCCCAGCGAUCCGAACUUUGGUCUGCUUGAGUUUCCGCGACGUCGUCUACCAGAAGGCCACCCCGGCGCCGACGGCAAGCGAUGGUUCACGAUUCAACGCGUCCGUGGCAAUCCCGGCGGCGGCGCGGUCAAGGAUAAGCGCGACAGUACCGCCAGCGGCUUUGGGGACGGUGGGGACGAGAACGACGACUCGACGGUCAUGGUCGACCCGAACUUGGAUCUCGACCACAAACAUACCCUGGAGGAGAGCGAUCGGGUCAAGAAGAACAGCGUCCAGCGAUGGUUGUUGAAGGAAGAAAAGGAGAAGAAGCGCAUGAGUAAACUCCCUACUCCCGCCGCAACCAGCACGCCAAACACCCACGGCAGCGACUCCGUCAGCCCCAGCUUCCGCGCCAGCGGUCUGGCCUUCUUCACGGCGCGAAGCCAUGCUGCGCCCGCUCCUUCGAAAAUCACGUUUUUCGCAAACAGCUUCUGCCCGUUCGCCCAGCGCAUCUGGAUCGCGCUCGAAAUCAAGGGCGUGCCGUACCAGAUGGUCGAGGUGAUGCCCGCCCAUCUCGACUCUUACCGCCCUCCUGAGAUGCUGCAGGUCAAUCCGGAAGGAAACCUGCCCUGCAUCCGACACGGCAACUGGGGCGUCUGGGAGAGCGGAGUGGUCAUGGAGUAUCUCGAGGACUUGGCCAUGGGAUACAGUCUGCUUCCAUUGGGCAAUGCCCAGUUGAGAGCCCAUUGUCGCCUCUGGGCAGACCAUAUCAAUCGCAAGAUUCUGCCAAGCUUCUACAGUCUUCUGCUCACGCCGCCACCAAGAACAACACCACAACAACAGCAACCAAACUUGGACGGCGACAUGGAUUCUACCAUGGACUUGGACAAUCCAGCUCAGACCCAGACUCAGGCUCAGGCGCAGGCCAAUGCUGCGAGCGCCGCACAACAUUCGAUGCUCAUUUCAACGCUGCAAAAGCAUAUCACUUCGCUCGUCAACGCGUCGCAUGCCACCGGGCCCUUCUUCCUCGGCAGCGAGAUAGGAUUCGUGGAUGUGGCCUUCGCUCCGUGGAUCAUUCGUCUCUCCCGCGUGCUGAGCUACUAUCGAGGUUUCCCGCGGCCGGAGGUCGGCACUCGAUGGCGCCAGUGGGUCGACGCGAUCGAAGCCGACGAACGGGUCAGAAGAACCGUGUCUGAUGAGAACUCGUACCAUGGCGUCUACCGUGGUGUCGGCGAGGACGGAUGGGACUCGCUUGUCGCGCAGGACGGCGUCGGUCUGCGCAAAGCCUUCGUCGAGGUCGACUACGCCAAGAGAGCGGUGGCCCAGGAGGGCUUCGGCCUCGGCGGCGAUGUCUGGGGUCGACUGGGCGAGGAGUCGGCUGUGCAUGCAAAGAGAGGUGUGCUAGCUUAG
This is a messenger RNA of Capronia coronata CBS 617.96, 2658 nucleotides long. RefSeq lists its product as uncharacterized. Gene Ontology annotation, cellular component: cytoplasm. Lineage: Eukaryota; Fungi; Ascomycota; Eurotiomycetes; Chaetothyriales; Herpotrichiellaceae. The record is from RefSeq and is a predicted model, not a curated record. The coding region runs from base 1 to 2658 and encodes 885 amino acids. The transcript has 2 exons.